UGCCCCAUCCUUGGUGUCAGUGGGGGGAGGAAUAGUGCCCCAUCCUUGGUGUCAGUGGGGGGAGGAAUAGUGCCCCAUCCUUGGUGUCAGUGGGGGGAGGAAUUGUGCCCCAUCGUUGGUGUCAGUGGGGGGAGGAAUCGUGCCCCAUCC
Messenger RNA from Staurois parvus, 150 nucleotides. Lineage: Eukaryota; Metazoa; Chordata; Amphibia; Anura; Ranidae. The record is from the annotation of a GenBank genome assembly.